AUGGUCAGCCGAAAGAAACUAUUGAUUCUCGCAGGAGAUCAUGUUGGCCCUGAAAUUAUACAGGAGGCAAUUAAGGUGUUGGGCGUGGUCGCAGAAUUACGCCCAGAUAUAAAAAUCGAUAUAGAACAUGGUUUAAUUGGUGGAUCAAGCUUGGACGCUCAUGGGGUCCCUAUUUCUGAUCAGACAUUGGAAAAUGCCGCGUCAAGCCAUGCAGUAUUGUUAGGGUGCGUUGGAGGUCCCGAAUGGGAGGGCGUUCCCGGCCACCUAAGACCGGAAAUGGGUGUUUUGAAGCUGCGAAAGCGUCUUGACGCCUUUGCGAAUAUCAGGCCGUGUCGAUUCUUCGCACCUAGUCUCAUUGACCGAUCUACGCUAAAGCCAGAGAUUGUGGCGGGCGUCGAUUUUACUGUUGUUCGAGAAAAUUGCGGUGGUGCCUACUUCGGGGCCAAGGACGAACGUGAAGAUAUCGGUUCCGACCUCUGGGUGUAUGAGAAGGCGGAAAUCGAACGUUGUGCGCGUGUAUCGGCGGCCUUGGCCAUGCAACUCAGUGAUUGCGGAAAGAAGAGAGUGGUUUGGAAUGCAGACAAGGCCAAUGUUCUUGCUAGCAGCCGCAUCUGGCGAAGGAUAACUCAUGAGACAUUCAGUCGAGAAUUUCCUGAGCUGAAAUUAAAGGAUCAGCUCGCAGACAGUAUGGCUAUGCUGUUAGUGAAGUCUCCCACCAAAUUUAACGGAAUUAUCCACACGGACAACACUUUCGGUGAUAUUCUAUCCGAUAUCUCAGGUGGAAUCAUUGGAUCACUAGGUGUCCUCCCUAGCGCUAGUAUUUCCUCUGUGCCUGGCCAAGGCCCUUGCAAAGGUGUUUACGAGGCCGUUCAUGGAAGCGCGCCGGAUAUUUCAGGCAAAGGCAUCGCCAAUCCUGUGGGACAAAUCCUCAGCCUUGCACUGUUGCUCAAGUAUUCCUUUGGGAUGGCAGAAGAAGCAGUUCGUCUUGAAAAGGCGGUGCAAAUAGUCCUAGACUCGAGUGACCACCAGGGGCUGGGUAUCAGGACCCCUGAUCUUGGAGGCUCAGCUUCCACCAAGGAGGUUGGAGACGCAAUAUGCGCUGUCUAUCGUGCCGGCUUUUCUUAA
Molecule: messenger RNA, 1125 nt
Organism: Talaromyces rugulosus
Lineage: Eukaryota; Fungi; Ascomycota; Eurotiomycetes; Eurotiales; Trichocomaceae
Exons: 1
Coding region: 1-1125 (374 amino acids)
Biological process (GO): L-leucine biosynthetic process
Cellular component (GO): cytosol
Molecular function (GO): NAD binding; magnesium ion binding; 3-isopropylmalate dehydrogenase activity
Source: RefSeq, a predicted model, not a curated record